GUUGUUUCGGCCGAGGAGCCCUAGCCGCCAUUUCAAGACCGUGAGAGGUAGAUGGCCAACUAGAGUUCUUAAGACUGGAGGCUUGUGGCUGCUGCUGCCGCCGCCUAAUUCUUCCAAAGCAGCGGCACGCUUGCUGCCAUCUUACUACUACCUCGAGAAACAUUUUUGCCAGCAGUGGCGGCAGCAGGACUCAGUAACCCCCUUGUGACUCUCCCUCAAGAAGCUCCAGAUGGCGUCUUCCGUGGGCAACGUGGCCGACAGCACAGAACCAACGAAACGUAUGCUUUCCUUCCAAGGGUUAGCUGAGUUGGCACAUCGAGAAUAUCAGGCAGGAGAUUUUGAGGCAGCUGAGAGACACUGCAUGCAGCUCUGGAGACAAGAGCCAGACAAUACUGGUGUACUUUUAUUACUUUCAUCUAUACACUUCCAGUGUCGAAGGCUGGACAGAUCUGCUCAUUUUAGCACUCUGGCAAUUAAACAGAACCCCCUUCUGGCAGAAGCCUAUUCAAAUUUGGGGAAUGUGUACAAGGAAAGAGGGCAAUUGCAGGAAGCAAUUGAGCAUUACCGGCAUGCAUUGCGUCUCAAACCAGACUUCAUCGAUGGUUAUAUUAACCUGGCAGCUGCAUUGGUAGCAGCGGGCGACAUGGAAGGGGCAGUACAAGCUUACGUUUCUGCUCUUCAGUACAACCCUGAUUUGUACUGUGUUCGCAGUGACCUGGGGAACCUGCUCAAAGCCCUGGGUCGCUUGGAAGAAGCCAAGGCAUGUUAUUUGAAAGCAAUUGAGACGCAACCGAACUUUGCAGUAGCUUGGAGUAAUCUUGGCUGUGUUUUCAAUGCACAAGGAGAGAUUUGGCUGGCAAUUCACCACUUUGAAAAGGCUGUCACCCUUGAUCCCAAUUUUCUGGAUGCGUAUAUCAAUUUAGGAAAUGUCUUGAAAGAGGCCCGAAUUUUUGACAGAGCUGUGGCAGCAUACCUUCGUGCUCUAAGCUUGAGUCCAAAUCAUGCAGUAGUGCACGGCAACCUGGCCUGUGUAUACUAUGAACAAGGCCUGAUUGAUCUGGCAAUAGACACCUACAGGCGAGCUAUUGAACUGCAGCCACAUUUCCCUGAUGCUUACUGCAACCUAGCCAAUGCUCUCAAAGAGAAAGGAAGUGUUUCUGAAGCAGAAGAUUGUUAUAAUACAGCUCUCCGGCUGUGUCCUACCCACGCAGACUCUCUGAAUAAUUUAGCCAAUAUCAAACGAGAACAGGGGAACAUUGAAGAGGCAGUUCGCCUGUAUCGUAAAGCUUUAGAAGUGUUCCCAGAGUUUGCUGCUGCUCAUUCAAAUUUAGCAAGUGUACUUCAGCAGCAAGGGAAACUUCAGGAAGCUUUGAUGCAUUAUAAAGAGGCUAUUCGAAUCAGUCCUACCUUUGCUGAUGCCUAUUCAAAUAUGGGAAACACUUUAAAAGAGAUGCAGGAUGUUCAGGGGGCUUUGCAGUGUUACACUCGUGCCAUUCAGAUUAAUCCUGCGUUUGCUGAUGCCCACAGUAAUCUGGCCUCUAUUCACAAGGAUUCAGGGAAUAUUCCUGAAGCAAUAGCUUCUUAUCGCACUGCUCUGAAGCUUAAACCUGAUUUUCCCGAUGCUUAUUGUAACUUGGCUCAUUGUCUGCAGAUUGUCUGUGAUUGGACAGACUAUGAUGAGCGAAUGAAGAAGUUGGUCAGCAUUGUGGCUGACCAGCUAGAGAAGAAUAGGUUGCCAUCUGUACAUCCACAUCAUAGUAUGCUGUACCCACUUUCUCAUGGCUUUAGGAAAGCUAUUGCUGAGAGGCAUGGGAACCUUUGCUUGGAUAAGAUUAAUGUCCUUCAUAAGCCACCAUAUGAACAUCCAAAAGAUUUGAAGCUCAGUGAUGGUCGACUGCGUGUAGGAUAUGUGAGUUCUGACUUUGGAAAUCAUCCUACUUCUCACCUUAUGCAGUCUAUUCCAGGCAUGCACAAUCCUGAUAAAUUUGAGGUUUUCUGUUAUGCUUUGAGCCCAGAUGAUGGCACAAACUUUCGAGUGAAGGUGAUGGCAGAAGCCAAUCAUUUCAUUGAUCUUUCUCAGAUUCCAUGCAAUGGAAAAGCAGCAGAUCGAAUUCAUCAGGAUGGAAUACAUAUCCUUGUAAAUAUGAAUGGCUAUACUAAGGGUGCACGAAACGAACUCUUUGCUCUCAGACCAGCUCCCAUUCAGGCAAUGUGGCUGGGCUACCCUGGAACUAGCGGUGCACUCUUCAUGGAUUAUAUCAUCACUGAUCAGGAAACCUCACCAGCUGAGGUUGCUGAGCAGUAUUCUGAGAAACUGGCUUAUAUGCCCCAUACUUUCUUUAUUGGUGAUCACGCUAAUAUGUUCCCUCACCUAAAGAAAAAAGCAGUCAUUGAUUUUAAGUCAAAUGGACAUAUUUAUGACAAUCGGAUUGUUCUGAAUGGCAUCGAUCUCAAAGCCUUUCUGGAUAGUCUACCAGAUGUGAAAAUUGUCAAGAUGAAAUGUCCUGAUGGAGGAGAUAAUGCUGACACUAGUAAUAUAGCUCUUAAUAUGCCUGUCAUUCCUAUGAAUACUAUUGCAGAAGCAGUUAUUGAAAUGAUAAACAGAGGACAAAUUCAGAUAACCAUUAAUGGAUUCAGUAUUAGCAAUGGACUGGCAACUACCCAGAUCAACAAUAAGGCUGCAACUGGAGAGGAGGUUCCCCGUACUAUUAUUGUAACCACCCGUUCUCAGUAUGGCCUACCAGAAGAUGCCAUUGUGUACUGUAACUUCAAUCAGUUAUAUAAAAUAGACCCUUCUACUCUGCAGAUGUGGGCAAAUAUUCUGAAGCGUGUUCCCAAUAGUGUGCUCUGGCUGUUACGAUUUCCAGCAGUAGGAGAGCCCAAUAUUCAGCAAUAUGCACAGAACAUGGGCCUCCCUCAGAAUCGUAUCAUUUUUUCACCUGUUGCUCCCAAAGAGGAACAUGUGAGGAGAGGUCAGCUGGCUGAUGUCUGCCUGGACACUCCACUCUGUAAUGGACACACCACUGGAAUGGAUGUCCUCUGGGCAGGAACCCCCAUGGUGACUAUGCCAGGAGAGACCCUUGCUUCUCGAGUUGCAGCUUCUCAGCUUACUUGUUUAGGCUGUCUUGAACUUAUUGCUAAAAAUAGACAAGAAUAUGAAGAUAUAGCUGUGAAACUUGGAACUGAUCUAGAAUACCUGAGGAAAGUUCGUGGCAAAGUCUGGAAGCAAAGAAUAUCUAGCCCUCUGUUCAACACCAAACAAUACACCAUGGAACUCGAGCGGCUGUAUCUACAGAUGUGGGAGCAUUAUGCAGCUGGCAACAAGCCUGACCACAUGAUUAAGCCUGUUGAAGUCACCGAGUCGGCCUAAAUAAAAAACUGCAAAGGAAUAUUACCCUUAUACAUGAGCCUCAGCCUUCCCGGGGAAAGGGAAUUAGACAAUUUACUUUUUACUUAUCUGUACAGUAUCAUGUUGCAGAUGGGUGACAAAUAAUGAUCACAGAAUAGCACAGACAGACUUGCUUUCUGCAUGAUAGGGCAAGACACAAGAAAUGGGAGACUUAUGUUCCAGAAGGAAUCUCUAGAAUUUCACAGCAACCGGGUGGUACAUAGGUCUGGAAGGUCUGAUCUCCUUUGGUCUUCCAUGGUGAUGAUUAGUGUGCAAGGGAGAUUGCCCAGCUGUUUUGUGAUUCCGUGGGUUGAGUCUUCUGGAUUAACUUUUCCCCGUCAUAUUUUGGGUAUUGGAGCUUUUACAAGUGUUUGGUUUCAGGUAUUUUUAAUUUGUGUGAAGUGUAUAUGGAUGACUUGAGAUAAGGUUUUUGGAUGACUUGAGAUAAGGUUUUAAGCUAAAAUGUUGCUCCUGAGUUUUUGAACUCUACAAAUUAAUGAGGACUUCGCUGGUGUAGUCUUUUUUAUAGGUUUUAUAAACCACUUGAGCCUAUAUCAGUCAUGUUAGUGUCUGACCUAAUGUUUGGAGUGAUCAGUGCUUUUUGUUGGUUUCAGUGAUGACUCUAUAAAGUUUUUUUUUUUUUUUUUCCUCUCCCUCUGGUCCUUUUUCUUUUCUCCUCUCCUCACUUUAAAAAUUUCUUCUGUUGACUUAGGUAACAAAGUCAAGUAUGGUUGAAACACCUUAAGAGUGUUUUUUCUUAAAUGCACCAUUUGGUGCCAAAUGAAAAUUAUCAGGAGUGAUGAUUAAUUAUGAAAGGCACAGUUUUAGUGCAUCAUUGAUGAUGAUGACGUACUUUCUUUGACCUCACUUUGACCAGUUUCAUCAGUGUUUUACCUAUGAUUGCCCCUUUAUGCUGCUUCUAAAGUCAUAGUGUGUGACAUUUUUUAUCUUCCUUUCUGGAUUUUUUUUUUAAAGUGAGUCCUGUUCUUCCUAUUUCUUUCAGCAGAAAUGAAAUCCCAGGUAAGUAUAAAUAUUCAAUUAUUUGAUCAGUAAGUCACAGUUAUCUCCAAUACAUUAAAUGACUUAGAUCAAAAGGCAUGUUAUGGGAGAAAAAAAUCAGAAGGAUCAACCUCUAGAACAUUAUGUAAUAACUGUUUUCAUUCUGAACUUGGUCUUUCAAGUCUGUGUGGAUUCAGACUUAGUAGUAGCAAAGUGUACUAUUACUUGGUUUGGAGUAAAAUUAGACUUUAGCCUUCCUGGACCUUGAGUUCUUGGUGUUAAAAAUAGGAAUAAAAUUAUUGAAAUUCAACAAAGGAUUGAGAGCUUGAAGCUUAUACAAGCCAACAUUUAAAUCUGUUUUGUCUUUGCUGUACUGCAUUAUGCUAUCCAGUAACAGAUAAUUUCUUGUCUGCUAGUAGUGUUCUAGAUUAUGUCUUUCCAAAGUGCUGAGGCAGUGCAUCUAUUCUGUAGUUGCAACUGAUGCCUGAAUGUAUCCUAGCUGACAAAUUACUGAUCACUAAGAACUUGAAUUUCUGAAAGAUUCUUACUGUUAACCAAAAUCUGAGCAAGGAGUCUCAAAUGUAAUUCUUAGCCAGAAUUACGUGUUAAUGAACUGUGUACCUUUUAACAAUGUAAGUCAAAAAACAUCAGUUUAUGGAUUUUUUAAUUUAUUUUUACCUGAUUGAAAUAUCAGGUAAAGGUUGCCAGCAUGGUUGUGUAUAAACUGAUGUUUGCAGUUCACCAAACUACUUGAUGUGGGAUAGGAUAAUAUACUUCUGAUGCCCUCAAGGUUGUGACUUGACAGCCUUUUACAUAGCACAUCAUUCCUCCUAUAGGGAUGAACUUUUUCCUGGUGUGAAAAAGCUAGCCUCUCUGGUUGAAGCUUUGCUUAUUGUAAUAGGCUUUUUGUUUCCAGGUAACAUUGUGGAAGACUUAAUUCUGAAUAUAGAUAUAUAGAUAUUACUGGAAACUAACUGUUUUUUUUUUUCUAUUAUACUCUGCUUUAUCAAAAUAGUAAAACAUUUAAAUUGUGCUACAGAAAUCCUGAUGUUGUCUUGCGGUCUUUAAUAAAUGAAUGACUCGCCCUUAA
Messenger RNA from Erinaceus europaeus (western European hedgehog), 5477 nucleotides. It is a transcript of the gene OGT, whose product is annotated as O-linked N-acetylglucosamine (GlcNAc) transferase. The record is from RefSeq and is a predicted model, not a curated record. The transcript has 22 exons. Gene Ontology annotation, molecular function: protein binding; protein N-acetylglucosaminyltransferase activity. Lineage: Eukaryota; Metazoa; Chordata; Mammalia; Eulipotyphla; Erinaceidae. Gene Ontology annotation, biological process: protein O-linked glycosylation. Bases 230 to 3370 code for a protein of 1046 amino acids.